GUUUGCUUCGGUUUCCUGUCAGCAGCCACAGUCCGGUGUGGAGGAUGAGCUCAGGCAAUGGGACCAGGAGGAAAGUUGGCAAGCUGCAGCAUUUCAACAGCAUGGUGGCAUCUGCCCCUGAAACACUGACCGAGGUUCAAGGUCUUUUUAGUAAAGUUCGAACCUAUGCGAAACCGUCCAAUGGGGAGUGGAGCAUCCCCGAUCCAAAUGUUGCUCUCAGACACCAAGGGGAGGAGCACUGCCGGCUGCAGGCCCUGAAGGUGUCCCUCAACGCUGUAAAGAACCAGCUCAGUGACAAGAAUGUCCAGGUCUGGCAUCAGCACACCAACUUCACCAAUCGAGCAGGAAAGGUGAUCGCCACCGUGCGGUCUGCUGCCAACGCAGAGGUCUGCACUCAGGCCUGGUGCAAGUUCUACGAGAUCCUGGGAACCUUUAAUCCUCUUCCAGGUGAAGCUCUUCAAAGUGGAGAGCUGAACACGGUCCACCUGUGUGAAGCUCCAGGUGCCUUUAUAACCGCUCUGAACCACUAUAUCAAAACCAGCGAGUCCACGCGCUACUGUGACUGGAGCUGGGCGGCCAACACUCUCAACCCGUACCAUGAGGCUAAUGGGGGGAGCACGACCAUCGCAGAUGACCGGUUGAUCGCUAACACGCUGCCCUGGUGGUUCUUUGGCUCAGAUAACACAGGCAACAUCAUGAUCCAGAAACACUUGCUGGAGCUGCAGGUGUUUGUGUCCAACAUGCGUAGAGUUGAUAUGGUGACAGCAGAUGGUAGUUUUGACUGCCAGGAGAACCCGGAUGAGCAGGAGGCGUUGGUGGCGUCACUGCAUUGCUGCGAGGCCACAGCUGCGCUCCUGCUCCUGAGCCCCGGUGGCUCCUUUGUGCUGAAAAUGUUCACCUUGUAUGAACACUCCUCUGUCUGCUUACUCUACCUGCUGAACUGCUGUUUCCACUCCGUCAACGUCUUCAAACCCGCUACCAGCAAGGCAGGCAACUCGGAGGUUUACGUUGUGUGUCUGAACUAUGACGGCAAGGAAGCUGUGAGGCCUCUGCUGUCGAAACUCAUUCGUAAUUAUGGACCGCACCUGGCUGACCGAGAGGCACUUUUCCCCAAUGCAAUUAUCCCAGAGUCGUUUCUGAAACAGCACGAAGAAGUGUGCUCUUACUUCCACAGGCUGCAGGUGGACACUAUCACAGAAAACCUGCGAUUGUUUGAAGGUAUGAGCACAGAGCAGAGGCAGCGGCUCGACCACAUCAGGGACUGUGCGGCUCACGAGUACCUGCAGCGAUUCCAGGUGAGCUUCCUUCCACGGAGCCGAUGGAUUUCCCGUAACACAGUGAGUCCCGCCUGCUGCAGCGUCUCGGCGGGCCGACCUCUGGGACAGAAGAAGCAAACAGGCUCCUUUAAUGAGCGGAGGGAGCUGCAGACCCUGUCCUGGAGGGAGCGCAUCGAGAGGGGUUACUAUGCCACCUGGAUACAGAGACACUGCACCGAGGCCGGUGGGACAGGCUGCUUGCUGGAAGGGCCCUUGUCCGAGCGUCAUGUGGAUUCGUGGUAUGUUCUCAUCGGGGCUGCGCUCCCUGCUCUCAGAAACUCUCCGUUCUGCGAAGGAGGACUGUUAAACCACCUGAAUGAAGCCCUGAUGGACACAGAAGUAGACUGGACUCGUGUACCUCCCUGUGACUCUUGCCGUGUGGUUUGUGCAGCCUCCAUCUUGUCCAGCAUCACAGGUAUUUGCGCCUUCAAAGGCAACAGUGAUGGGAACAAAGAAAAGAGACAGUGUCUGGUGUUUGGCAGCCGCUCAGUGUGGGGUGCUUGUGAGAGCCAAUUUGGGGAUUUAGUCUUAACGUUUUCUGCAGAGCCUUCAUUUGCUCAAAGGGGCUGCAUCACGCUGCACGACGGGGAGCCGCUGUACCAGCAGGAGCUCUUAGGUUGUGUUGUGUUUUCCCUGCAGACCCUGAGCUCGGGGGAUGCCCUGCUGCUGCCUGUGUUUUCUGCCCUCACCCGUGUCACAGCAGCUCUUGUACUCUGCCUGCAUGUGUGUUUUCGCUCAGUCACGUUUAGGUGUCCGCCCCCCUCCGGCGCAGUCGGGACGGUGCUUGUGUGUGUCGGUUUCUGCCCUGAAGCUGCUGCUCGGAUACUCCCUCUUCUCACCGACGUCCACCACUGCAUGAGUCAGCUGUUGCGGGGGGAGGAGGGUAAGAGUCAGUCUUGUGGCAGUGACAGACAGGUGCUGCAGUUUGUUCCCAUGGAGGAACUGCUCACUGGAGGACUGACUGAGUUCCUGUGGACCAUGAACUCUGAAAUCAUCCAACAGAAGCUGCAUCUGCUCAUGCAAACAUAGUGCAGGUUAUUGAGCUGUGGCUCUCAUUUUGUUACAGUCUGUUUUAUUCUUGUUGAAGCAGCAGCUGCAACUGCAUGAACCUCCAGCAGUUAGUCAGUGAAUCAUUUUUUGUGUUGAUAUUUAAAAAGUAAUCCACUGAUUUGACAUUGCACUUCUAUAGCGAUUGUGAUGGACAGUUUAAAAGAAGGAUCAUCAUUUAUGCAAUGGAACCAAAGACAUUGCCAUUUUGCCUUGUCAAAAUCUGCACCUGUUACCCACAGUGCAAUUCAACUGCCUGUAGUUUGGUUAUAGAUUUGCAUGUGAUCACUGGAGGCAGUUUAUCAGACUCCUUCUGUAGCCGCAAAAGGGUUUUUGUAACUUUUUUUCACGUUUGCAAUUCAGAGUUCCCCUUUAAGUCUAAUGAUGAAGAUCUUCAGCAGAGAGGGUCUUACUAAUGUUUUCAGGCCUUUUCAUUUAUUGAGGAGGGUUUUUUCCCUCCAGUUUAUGUGAUGGUAUGUUGGAUACAGUACCGAGGGCUUCUUACUGUCAUCAUUUAGAAAUGAAAAUCACUGACUUACAGGAUGGUGUUGUGUAAGGAAACUACACUUUGUAGAUCAGUGUAAUGCUGUCUAUGAAAACAGGGAUGUGGCAAAACAGAACUAAAGCUUGACUAAUACAUCUGGAUGGCAGCCCGUAUACUGGACAAUAAAUAGCAGCAUUUGAGGUAAUUUAGAAACCGUGUCACUGUUACCUGGUUUGUCAACUAGAGAGCACUGACAAGUUUAGUUUUCAACUUAUACAAUGACCUGUUCAGUGUUGCAUCCUAGGCACACACAAAUCUGAGGGAUCCUCAUUAAAGAUGUGUUUAUAAUAAGAGAAGAACAUUAGUUAACUUCUCCUUCUCAGAUUACCCUUAAACAGGAGCAUUAGGCUCAGCUGAAAAAGAUCUAGUGCAAUAACAGAAAUUUAGAAUUAGUGCAAAUUAGAGACAGUUUUAAGACUGAUGCUGAUACUGAUCUUGAUUUCUGAGUUUCAAUAGCCAAUAGCCGUAUAUUAUUAUUAAAGAAUUGGACCUAAGAUAUGUACUUACCAGGACAUUUUAGACUUGAAAAAUGAACUGGUCUGCUGUCAAACUGUAAUGGUGACACUAUUUCUAAACUUCAUAUAUGCUUAUAUAUACACAUAAGUUCAUACUUGAGUUUAGUCUCAACUUGAUUUGCGUUCAGAAGCCUCUUAGAUCUUAUUUCAGCUCUGGCAAAAUGUAAGUGAUACAGCAAUCGACAACCUGCGGGCAUGAACAACACUGUGUGAUGAUACAAAUUGGCAGUGCAUGAACAUGCACGCAGUGAGUCCCGUCUGCUGCAGCGUCUCGGCGGGCCGACCUCUGGGACAGAAGAAGCAAACAGGCUCCUUUAAUGAGCGGAGGGAGCUGCAGACCCUGUCCUGGAGGGAGCGCAUCGAGAGGGGUUACUAUGCCACCUGGAUACAGAGACACUGCACCGAGGCCGGUGGGACAGGCUGCUUGCUGGAAGGCGCCCUGUCCGAGCGUCACGUGGAUUCGUGGUAUGUUCUCGUCGGGGCUGCGCUCCCUGCUCUCAGAAACUCUGUUCUGCGAAGGAGGACUGUUAAACCACCUGAAUGAAGCCCUGAUGGACACAGAAGUAGACUGGACUCGUGUACCUCCCUGUGACUCUUGCCGUGUGGUUUGUGCAGCCUCCAUCUUGUCCAGCAUCACAGGUAUUUGCGCCUUCAAAGGCAACAGUGAUGGGAACAAAGAAAAGAGACAGUGUCUGGUGUUUGGCAGCCGCUCAGUGUGGGGUGCUUGUGAGAGCCAAUUUGGGGAUUUAGUCUUAACGUUUUCUGCAGAGCCUUCAUUUGCUCAAAGGGGCUGCAUCACGCUGCACGACGGGGAGCCGCUGUACCAGCAGGAGCUCUUAGGUUGUGUUGUGUUUUCCCUGCAGACCCUGAGCUCGGGGGAUGCCCUGCUGCUGCCUGUGUUUUCUGCCCUCACCCGUGUCACAGCAGCUCUUGUACUCUGCCUGCAUGUGUGUUUUCGCUCAGUCACGUUUAGGUGUCCGCCCCCCUCCGGCGCAGUCGGGACGGUGCUUGUGUGUGUCGGUUUCUGCCCUGAAGCUGCUGCUCGGAUACUCCCUCUUCUCACCGACGUCCACCACUGCAUGAGUCAGCUGUUGCGGGGGGAGGAGGGUAAGAGUCAGUCUUGUGGCAGUGACAGACAGGUGCUGCAGUUUGUUCCCAUGGAGGAACUGCUCACUGGAGGACUGACUGAGUUCCUGUGGACCAUGAACUCUGAAAUCAUCCAACAGAAGCUGCAUCUGCUCAUGCAAACAUAGUGCAGGUUAUUGAGCUGUGGCUCUCAUUUUGUUACAGUCUGUUUUAUUCUUGUUGAAGCAGCAGCUGCAACUGCAUGAACCUCCAGCAGUUAGUCAAUGAAUCAUUUUUUGUGUUGAUAUUUAAAAAGUAAUCCACUGAUUUGACAUUGCACUUCUAUAGCGAUUGUGAUGGACAGUUUAAAAGAAGGAUCAUCAUUUAUGCAAUGGAACCAAAGACAUUGCCAUUUUGCCUUGUCAAAAUCUGCACCUGUUACCCACAGUGCAAUUCAACUGCCUGUAGUUUGGUUAUAGAUUUGCAUGUGAUCACUGGAGGCAGUUUAUCAGACUCCUUCUGUAGCCGCAAAAGGGUUUUUGUAACUUUUUUUCACGUUUGCAAUUCAGAGUUCCCCUUUAAGUCUAAUGAUGAAGAUCUUCAGCAGAGAGGGUCUUACUAAUGUUUUCAGGCCUUUUCAUUUAUUGAGGAGGGUUUUUUCCCUCCAGUUUAUGUGAUGGUAUGUUGGAUACAGUACCAAGGGCUUCUUACUGUCAUCAUUUAGAAAUGAAAAUCACUGACUUACAGGAUGGUGUUGUGUAAGGAAACUACACUUUGUAGAUCAGUGUAAUGCUGUCUAUGAAAACAGGGAUGUGGCAAAACAGAACUAAAGCUUGACUAAUACA
Lates calcarifer (barramundi perch) is the source of this 5332-nucleotide messenger RNA. RefSeq names its product cap methyltransferase 2 (gene cmtr2). Gene Ontology annotation, cellular component: cytoplasm; nucleus. Gene Ontology annotation, molecular function: methyltransferase cap1 activity. Bases 45 to 2345 code for a protein of 766 amino acids. The transcript is spliced from 4 exons. The record is from RefSeq and is a predicted model, not a curated record. NCBI's taxonomy places the organism in Eukaryota, Metazoa, Chordata, Actinopteri, Centropomidae. Gene Ontology annotation, biological process: 7-methylguanosine mRNA capping.